Panicum hallii is the source of this 1277-nucleotide messenger RNA. RefSeq lists its product as uncharacterized. Bases 203 to 1126 code for a protein of 307 amino acids. Lineage: Eukaryota; Viridiplantae; Streptophyta; Magnoliopsida; Poales; Poaceae. The transcript has 7 exons. The record is from RefSeq and is a predicted model, not a curated record.
CGGCCCCCUCACGAGUCGGAACGCCCAACUAACAAAUCAGCACCCUCAUCGGUUCGAAACCGGAACGGGGUUUUGGUUCUAUGGUCCAGACUCCAGAGUCCAGCAGUCCGCUACCCGCCCGCCCCACCGCCACCGGUAAGUUAUAUAGGUAGGGGGUGGCCUGCCCCCCUGGCUUCGGCUCUCCGUCCCAACUCCCGCCGCCAUGUUCGCUUGGAACACCGUCGGCCAGAGGCUCUGCGCCCGCCGCAUCCUCUGCUUCCUCAGAGCCCGCUGCCUUCAAGGCGCCGCCCAUCAGCUGGAGAAGGGUACGGCGGUGUUCUUCGAUGUGUCCCACCUCGGGCACCUGGCCAGAUCCGCGCGCUGGGACGAGCUCACCUCCUACGUCGGCCGUUUCAUGCCCUUCCACUCGGGGCCGCCAUCUCCUCAGGCCUCGAGAUUCUUGCGCUGCCUCCACGUCUAUACCGUGCUCGGCAGGAUCGCUGCCGGCGGCAAGCACGCGGAAGGCGUCCGCACUAUGUUCCCGCUCCUCGACGCCGCCGCGGCCGCGGCCAAUCCCCGAACGGCCGCUUUGCACGCCUUCUUCCACCGCGUGCUACAAAGCCCACCCAGAGAUUUCGCUGAUCUGAUGCGGAUCUGGGCGGUGGCCGCAGAAAGGCUAAAGGAUUUGGCCCUUGAGUGCCCAGAACUGAAAGGGAAGCUACACUUGCCAAACACUGCUCCAAAGUCUUGGCAGAUUAAUCUGUCUGGAGUGCCUCGGCCAGUUCUAAGGCCUUAUACAAAGAAAGUCAAUAAACAAAAAGCGCGUGAUCUCGCUUGUUUAAUUGAGGAAAAGAGACAAGAGAUACUAGGAAACCUUUCAGCGGUUUCCAGUGAUGAAACCUUUGAUUCUAUGCGAUAUGGCAUGCAAGUUGCACCAGCACCACCACUUGUUCAAACGCCAGGAGUGGAUGCAACUGCUGCUGCAGGAACAUUGGGACGAGGGGAUGGGAGCCGCGAAGAAGCUGGAGAAGAUGCAAGCAAGUGGGAGAAGAAGCGCAAGAUGAGCUCGACUGCGACGCCAGAGAUGACACAAGAUGCCAGUAGCACGCCUAGUACAAGAUCGAUGAAGGUGGCUAGGAAAGAUUAAUAACCGAUCUCCCCUCUGAACUUUGCUGCGUGGAUGUAUAGAAUAGGGUAGGAUAGGUUUGGACCGUCCAACCAAGCAUCACCUGCCAAUGCAAAAAGGUUUAUACUUGCCUCUGAUGCAUUCUGAAAGCCAAACAGCUGGUUUAAUUUCA